AUGCUCAAGGAAGAGAAUGAUGGUCGAAGUCCAUUAACCUCUUCAUCAUCAACAUCAUCGUCGACAGCAUCAACACCUUUACAAAAGAAACGUCGAACAUCGAUGGCUCGGGUUGAAAUGGACACACCGUUUAACACUUGUGAAGACGAGCCAAGCCGUCCAAGACAAUUAUCAUCAUCGUCUUCUUCAUCAAUCGACAGCGAAGACGAUAGAGAGUUCGUCGUCAAUGAAAUGUGUUCUCACCAUGACAACAAGUAG
Molecule: messenger RNA, 258 nt
Organism: Rotaria sp. Silwood1
Lineage: Eukaryota; Metazoa; Rotifera; Eurotatoria; Philodinida; Philodinidae
Source: the annotation of a GenBank genome assembly